GCGUAUAAAUUCCAAGGUCUCAUCGGAUGAUUUCAGUCUCACUCGAUCAGCUCAACGGAGACGGGAGUAUCUGCGUUGUACACUCCGUUCGUAAAACAUGGCUAAAGUGAAACUAAUCAUCGUUAUAGUUCAACUGUCGGUUGCUUCGCUGACGAUGGCAAAUCAAAUGCAAUCACCCAUCAGAUCAGCAGGUAUGUCGAUAUUCAAUAUGUCGAUCUUCAAUGGUCCAUUCGGUGGAGGCCUGGCCUACUUUGCCGGACCUCCUUGCUUUUUGUACGGCCUGGUUCUUCAGAGACGAGACGAUUACACAUACACGCCGGGAAUCGGAGGUCACAAACUGCACACCAGAGCAGUACCUUGGAACGAGGCCCGAUUGACCUGCGAAGAGGAGGGCGGCUACUUGACGAUCAUCAAUUCGAUCGCUGAGGCGAACGCGGUGACCGAAAUCCUCAAGAAUUCGGAGCCCAUCACCGGUUCGCCGCAUCCGGAUUUCGCCGCCAUCGGUUUUCACGAUCUUUAUCACGAGGGUCAGUUCGUGACCGUUCACGGUCAGUCAUUGGCGAAGGCUGGAUUCACGGGAUUCGCGGGCGGUCAACCGGACAACGCCGGAGGCGCGGAGAACUGCGGAUCGAUUCACAAGUCCGGCAAACUGAACGAUAUCAAUUGCGGGACGCGAUUCGGAUUCAUAUGCGAGAUACCUUACACCCCUAAAGUAUCAGCCUUCUUUGUAAAACCGAACCGAGAAGAUCUCUGGAAACUUUCUCAGCGCGUCAUGAAAUCCUCGGCGUCGUUUAUUAUUCCCUUGUUGAUCUUCCUCUCCCUGGAGACAGAAGCGCAACAAUUUCACGACACUCAGGACUUUGUCUGGUCGUACCUCAUAACCCCGGGUAAGCUGAGUACGAAUCCUCAAAACGCAAUCGACCGAACAAUAAAAGAGAAAUUUUUCAUUCCAGUUCGUAACUGGUCCCAGCCUAUUCUUCCUCCGUGUCUAUUGCGUAGCCAACCGGUUUUCACGCGCGACGAUUACACAUACACGUCCGGAAUCGGCGGACACAAACUUCAUACCAGAGCACUCACGUGGAACGAAGCGCGACACACUUGCGAAGAGGAGGGCGGUCAUUUGGCUAUCGUGAAUUCGAUCGCCGAAGCGAACGCUAUCUUCGAUAUGUGGAAAAAAUCACCCCCUAUUUCGGGCACGCAUAAUCGCGAUCUCGCGUUUAUAGGUUUUCACGAUCUUUGGCAGCAAGGUGAAUAUUUAACCAUUCACGGUCAGACACUGGCGAAGGCUGGUUACACCGUAUGGGCGCCUGGUCAGCCGGAUUAUUCCCAUAGCGCGGAGAGAUGCGGAUCUUUGUACAAAGACGGUGGCCUCAACGACCUCAACUGCGGUUUGAAAUAUGGAUUCAUAUGCGAGGUGGCGAUCGCCUGAUCUUCAUCGAUCCCAUUUACAAAGAAAAAAGAGAUGUCGCGUCAAUCUUUGCAAAGUGUAACUGGAAAUGUCAUUUUCAAAUGAAUCAUCUGCGGUACCUUGAUACCCGACCUUGUCCAAUCCCGAGAUUGCGGAAUGUUAUCAAUAAAUAUUGAAAAUUGCAACACGAA
Molecule: messenger RNA, 1599 nt
Organism: Athalia rosae (coleseed sawfly)
Lineage: Eukaryota; Metazoa; Arthropoda; Insecta; Hymenoptera; Athaliidae
Exons: 5
Coding region: 98-1429 (443 amino acids)
Molecular function (GO): signaling receptor activity
Source: RefSeq, a predicted model, not a curated record